This is a messenger RNA of Penicillium paradoxum, 528 nucleotides long. Its product is annotated as 60S ribosomal protein uL5. Gene Ontology annotation, cellular component: ribosome; cytosolic large ribosomal subunit. The transcript is spliced from 3 exons. Gene Ontology annotation, biological process: translation. The record is from RefSeq and is a predicted model, not a curated record. The coding region runs from base 1 to 528 and encodes 175 amino acids. NCBI's taxonomy places the organism in Eukaryota, Fungi, Ascomycota, Eurotiomycetes, Eurotiales, Aspergillaceae. Gene Ontology annotation, molecular function: RNA binding; structural constituent of ribosome.
AUGUCCGCCCAAGUCGCUAAGGCCGAGAACCCCAACCGCUCCCUUCGCUUGUCGAAGCUGGUUCUGAACAUCUCCGUCGGAGAGUCCGGUGAUAGACUCACUCGUGCCGCCAAGGUGCUCGAGCAGCUCUCCGGUCAGACCCCCGUCUACAGCAAGGCCCGUUACACCGUCCGUAGCUUCGGUAUCCGUCGUAACGAGAAGAUCUCCGUCCACGUCACCAUCCGUGGCGCCAAGGCCGAGGAGAUCCUCGAGCGUGGCCUCAAGGUCAAGGAGUACGAGCUCCGCAAGCGCAACUUCUCCGAGACCGGUAACUUCGGAUUCGGUAUCUCCGAGCACAUCGAUCUCGGCAUCAAGUACGAUCCCGGUAUUGGUAUCUACGGCAUGGACUUCUUCGUCUGCAUGGACCGCCCCGGUGCCCGUGUUGCCAAGCGCCGCCGUGCCCAGUCCAAGAUCGGUGUCAACCACCGCAUCACCACCACCGAGACCAUGAAGUGGUACAAGACCAAGUACGAUGGAAUUAUCCGUUAA